AAUACACUUCCGACAACACGGAAGUCGUGACGUUGCGCUGCUGAAUGGAGGACUGACACAAACUUCACUCCGAUCGUACAGUGACUUACAAAGUUUGCGAAUUUUACAAUGGCCAAUUCUAGCGCGGACCCGACAACACUGUGCCUGUUUGAUGUGGACGGGACUUUAACAGCAGCACGACAGAAAGCAACUCCUGACAUGCAUCAGUUUUUGAAUGAUCUCAGACAGCGAGUAAAAGUCGGGGUGGUCGGAGGAUCAGACCUGGACAAAAUUAAAGAACAGCUGGGUGAUGAUGUUAUUAAUAGAGUGGAUUAUGUGUUUGCUGAGAAUGGUUUGGUAGCAUACAGGUUUGGGCAGCUACAUUCUAUCCAGAAUAUUCAGGCAUACUUGGGAGAGGAGGUUUUACAGGAUUUUAUCAAUUUCUGCCUCAAUUACCUUUCAAAGAUAAAACUGCCCAAGAAAAGAGGCACAUUUAUUGAAUUCCGUAACGGAAUGCUGAAUGUCUCUCCAAUUGGUCGAAGCUGCAGCCAAGAAGAACGAACUGAAUUCUUUGAACUUGAUAAGAAGGAGAAAAUCAGAGAAAAGUUUGUCUCUGUUUUAAGGGAAGAGUUUGCCGGGAGAGGACUAUCUUUCUCCAUUGGUGGGCAGAUCAGCUUUGAUGUGUUUCCAGAGGGAUGGGAUAAACGAUACUGUCUGGGAAUUGUAGAGAAAGACUCAUACCAGUGCAUCCAUUUCUUUGGAGACAAAACUAUGCCUGGAGGAAACGAUUAUGAAAUCUUUGUAGACCCCAGAACAAUCGGUCAUGAGGUCAAGUCACCAGAGGACACACAGAGGAUCUGCAAGGAGCUCUUCUUCAGAUCUGCCAUCCAGGAUGAAGUACAGUAGAAUACAAUCUCCAAGAACUGGGAAAUUACGAAUAGAAACCUUACUUGACUUAUGCAAGCCAUUAUUGUCUUUGACGAUUGUACCUCGUGACAGGUAAACCAGUACAUAAUGUUGAUUUAAUAUGUAAUCUGAUAUUAGUUACGAAGUUAAGAAACUGACUGGUGCUACAAUCACUAUAUCUGAACUUCUGUGUCUUUAAUCACGUCAAGAUUAGAGUGUUAUUAAACAAUUUGGUCCAAAUGUAAAGACAGAUAUCAUUCAGUUAUGACAGGAUGGGUUUCAUGAGAUGUUACUGUACAUGUUGUGUUAUUGGUUGUUGUUUUUAUAUUUUUAAAGCGAUUAAUAACAACGGGUGUUUACUGGACUAAAAUUAAUGGUGAAGGUACUACAAUUUAGGUCUCAUAAGUAAGAUUUUGUUUCAAAUUACACUUAGACUUAAGUUCAUUUUUCUGACUAGAAAACCAGUAGGUUUUAUUUUUUGCUUGAGGUAAUCUCUAGCCAAUUAAGUGAAUGAGCCAGUUUAGGUAUAUUUAACACAUACAAGUCCAAAACUGCAAGGAAGAGUACUGUAUAUCUUCUGAACUAAACACAUAAAAGGUGUAAAUACAUAGAAGAUCUUAUUUUUUAUUUGAAACACAUUAGAAAAAAUAAAAUUGCAAUAACCUACUCACAUGCACAUUUUAGAAUAAUGAAUAAAAGUAUUUACUAAAGUAA
Molecule: messenger RNA, 1599 nt
Organism: Puntigrus tetrazona (Sumatra barb)
Lineage: Eukaryota; Metazoa; Chordata; Actinopteri; Cypriniformes; Cyprinidae
Gene: pmm2
Product: phosphomannomutase 2
Exons: 8
Coding region: 109-885 (258 amino acids)
Biological process (GO): protein N-linked glycosylation; mannose metabolic process; GDP-mannose biosynthetic process
Cellular component (GO): cytosol
Molecular function (GO): phosphomannomutase activity
Source: RefSeq, a predicted model, not a curated record